AUGCGAAUUGUUGCGAUGGAAAAUGAAGCACAGACAGAAAUUGAAGAAUUUUCGGAAGAGGAUUUUCGGGAGAUUUAUAAGUGUUUAUUGACGAUUGGAUUUGCGGAAUGUGUUGAAGAGGAGGCGGAUGUGGAAAAAAAGAAGUUGAAGUUGAGAAGAGCGAGAUUGGCGAUGAGGUUUUUGGUGAAUUUGGUGCAGAGAUCUGAAAAGUGAGUCGAAAGCUGGUUUUUGACUGAAAAAUCGAGAGAAAUCAUGUAUUUUAGCCUAGGAAACAUGGAAAUUUUGAGUUUUGAACUGAAAAUUUAGUAUUUACAUCUGCCAGUUUUUUUGCCAGUUUUGAGCUCGAAAAUGAGCUUUUCUACCACAUUUGAAGAAAUUUUCAAAAUGAAAAUUGAUCUGAAAAUUCAAUAAAAUUUCAUAUUCAUAAUUUUCUGACCAGAACUUCGAAAAAUAAUCAUGGGAAAUUUCAAAUUUUUAUCGGAAAAACAUCAUUUUUCAUCUUAAAAUCUAUCGAAAAUAUAGACGUUCGAUCUAAAAUUGAUUGACAGAAAACACGGCUGAAAUUAUGACAAUUUUUGAGCUCAAAAUUUUUUAUCCUGGGAAAUUUCUAUCGAAAACAGUUAGUUUUAAUCUAAAAAUUAUGGAUUUUCAGCCAGUUUUUGAGUCCAAAAUCCGACUGAAAAUGAGCUUUUCUAGCCUGAACUUCAAAAUGUUUGAAAUCCUAGCCAAAAUUGCGAUUUUUUCGGUGAAAUCUUCUGGAUUUCUACAUUGAAUUUGAAAGAUUUUUCGAAUUCCAUUCAAACACUAUUGAGGAAAAUAAAUCUGCCCAUGUUCUAAACAUUUUUUGAAACGUAUAAUUUUUAUACUUUUUUUGAAUUGAAAUUCAAAAAUUUCUCUCAGGGUAAAAGAGACAAUUUUCAGAAGAAUUUUGAGCUCAAAAACUGACUGGAAAUCAUAAUUCAGCCUGAUUUUCUGGUGAAAAAUCUGAAUUUUCAGUUGGAAUUUUGACAUUUUCAUGUUUAUUUUUGAAAUUAAAAAUAUUUCAGGGUUAAAAACCCCAUAGAAUUCUGAAUUUCAGCUCAAACACCCAUUUUCAAAGUUCCAAAAACCUUCCCAUUUUUUGCAGAUUCGGCUCAUCAAUUUCGCACGAAUCGAUUGAUUUAAUCGAAAGUCUUUUAGUUGUUGGUGAAUUCGACAAAGAGAUCCUAAUUCUUCUCACAAAAACUGCGGAUUUCGGAGGAUAUUUGGAAUUUCAAAAAUCAACGAGAUAUUCAAAAUUACUCGAAAAAGUUGUUGAUUCAUUCUACAAAGCGAAUCAAAAAGGAGAUUCUAUCGAAAAUGAUGCUCUUGCAUAUUUUUCAAUUAUUUUUGAGAAAGAUUAUGCGAUUCUCGCGAAUUGUUAUGCUGAAAUGAAGGCUCAGAAUUUCGCCAAACUUUUGGGAAUUUUUGAAUUUUUGAUUGAGGAGAAUUGUGUGAAUUCAAAGAUUCAUGAGAAUAAUUUGUUGUUUUGCCUGAACUUGUUGGAAUUGAUUUGCAUGGAUAAUCAAAGUUAUAUCAAGUCGCAGGAGAAGAAAUAUCCGAAAAGUGUUGAGGAGCGGAAAAUGGCGACUGUUGAGACGAUUAAAUUGUUGGUGGAGAUUGUUGGUGAGGUUUUCUGGAAUUUUUGAAAUAUAGUUAUGACGUGGAAAAUUUUGAGUACUGUUAUUUUAUUUUAUUUGGGGAAAUUUGCCUAAAAAUUCAUUGAGAUUUGAAAAAAUCCAGAAAAAUUCAAAUCUAUUAAAAUUUCCUAGGAUUGUGAAAAAUUUCAUGAAAAUCUGAAUUUCACAGCAGAAAAAUCUCAGAAGUCUUUUUUUAAGCCUGAAAAUUUUGAAAUUUUAUGAAAUUUUCAUUUUUAACACAAAAUUCCCUAAUAAAAAUUCCUGAAUUUGAUUUCAGGCUAAAAAAAUCAGGAAAUUUCAAUUUCAGGCUAAUUUUUGAGAAAAAAUUUCAAAAGUUCAGAAAUCGUCAAAUUUUUACUUAAAAUUGUCUAAAAUCGCUCUAAUUUUAGCUGGAAAACUCAAAUUUUCUUGAAAAAAAUUUGAAAAUUUCAAUUUCAAUAUAAUUUUUCAGAGAAGAAUUCAAAAAUUGCGAAAAUAAAUCCCAAAUAUAAUUUCAGGCUUUAAAAAUUAGAAUUCGUCUGAAAUUGGCUCAGAAUUUAACUAGAAAACUCGAAUUUUCUCCUAAAAUUUUGAAAUAUGAUUUUUCUACUGAAAAUCAGAAAUUUUCUGAGUUUUAGGAAAUUCCGAAUUAUCAAAUUUGAAAAUUUCAAUUUUUUGGAAUUCUAGACAUUUUCUUCUAAGAAAAAAUUUAGCUUAAAAUUAGUUUUGGUUUAAAUUUUCAUCAUUUUGAAAUUAUAAUAUCAACAUUUGAAAAUUCUUAAUUUUUCCAGGCGAAAUGUGCUCAAAUACCCAAAUGACAUCAAAACUCAACGAAAAAGCAACAACAAUUUGUUGCAUUUUUGAUAUUUUGGACACAAUUCUACAAACUGAAGCCAUAUUCUUUGAAUAUCGUCAAAAUCACGAAUUCCCUUCAGAAAAUCCUCCAAAAGAUGAAAAAAUUCGAAAAGCACUUUUGGAAGAAAAACGAAUUGAAGAAGCGAAGAAAAAACAACCGGAUCGACCUGAUCAACCAAAACCAGCCAGGCUAAAACGAGUGGAAGAAUCUGAAACACUUUCAGCCAUUUCGCAAGUGUUUUUGGAGUUUUGGAAAAAUGUGAAAGAUGAGGAUUAUGGGACUAUUGGAGAGAUUAAGUUGAAUUGCUUGAAAGCUAUUGGUAGGCUGGAAUUUUGGGGAGAAAAUUAUGCUCUAAAAUUUGACUGAAAGUUUAAGAAAAAUGCUCCAAUCAUGAAAAAUGUGUUUCCUCAAAUUUGACAAAAUUUUGAAACAGUGAAAUUUUUUUGUAACAUUUUUUUCCAAAAUUUCGCAUUAAAAGCUCAUAAUUUUUAUCUGUAAACGCGGAAUAUUGUUGUAUUUUCUGGUAGAAUUUCGUGGAGUUUUGAAAGAAGAACAUUGAAUGCUAUAAAGCAAAUAGGAAAUUUUAUUUUUCAAAUUUACAAUUUUUUGAAACAGUGAAAUUUUGUUAUUGAAAAAAGCAUGUCUUACACGAGCUUCUGUAUUUUUUUCGAAAUUUUUCAUCAAAAACCGACAAUUUUUAUUGUGUAAACGCGGAGUAUUGUUGUAUUAUAUUAUUUGGAUGUAGAAAAAUCAUUGAAAAAAAUUCAUUUUCUCACAUUUGAAACAAUUAUGAAACAGUGAAAUUUUUAAAAUAUUUUUUUUCAAAUUUUUUCAUUUAAAAAUCACAAGUUUUAAGUCUAAACACGGAGUAUCGUUGUAUUUUCUGGUAUAAUUUUUCGGAUUUUUAUUGUCCCAAAUUUUGAAAAUUUUUUGAAAUAGUGUAUUUUUCGACGGAGUGAAUGCUUGGAAUGCUUGGAAUUUUCGAAAAUGAUUUAACAACAUUUUCGAAACAGUGAAAUUUUUUCUGAAAAAAUGUUAAUUCAAAAUUCAAAUUGUUUGCAGCCAAUCUUUGCGAAUUAUCAAUGGAGAAUAAAUUGGCAAGCUGCAAAAAUGGAAGAAUGGGAUUACUGUCGAUUUUGCAGUGCACUACGAGAAGACCCAUUUGGUUUUUUGAAAGCUAUGCGAUUGUGAGUUGAAACAGGGAAAAUUUACGUUUCAAAAUUGUUAUUUGUUUGUUUUUUGGAAAAUGUGUUUGGUAUAUUCUUGCUUGAAUCCAAAAAAAUUUCCUGAAUGUUUUGUCUUUGAAAAUCCCACGUCAUAGUUGUUUUCCAGCAAAAAUGGGCAAUUUUCUGCGUCCGCCAAUUGACCGAAGAUUGCCUUGAAAACAAGGAAGUUAUCCUAAAUCUCGAUCAACCCGCGCAACCAAUUAUGGAUCGACAGAAAUUGUUGAGCCAAUUUGGACUCAAAUCUGUGCUCGAAGAUGAGAAAUUCAAAUUGAAACCUAUUCAGGAAUAA
Molecule: messenger RNA, 4008 nt
Organism: Caenorhabditis angaria
Lineage: Eukaryota; Metazoa; Nematoda; Chromadorea; Rhabditida; Rhabditidae
Source: the annotation of a GenBank genome assembly